AUGCAACCAGUGCCACAGGAAUGUCAUGGCUCAGCUUAUGGAGGUCACUUAGGAGCUUUCAAGACAGUGGUCAAGGUGUUACAAUCAGGGUUCUGGUGGCCUACUAUGUUCAGAGAUGCUCAGGUGGUUGUAUCAAGCUAUGAUCAGUGCGAAAGACAAGGCAACAUCUCAAAGAGAAGUGAGAUGCCCCAAAAUCCCAUCUUGGAGGUGGAAAUUUUUGACUGUUGGGGUAUUGACUUCAUGGGUCCUUUUGUGAGUUCAUAUGGUAAUAAAUACAUACUUGUUGCUGUUGAUUAUGUUUCCAAAUGGGUUGAGGCUGUUGCUUCCCCAACCAAUGACUCUAGAGUGGUGGUCAAGCUUUAA
This is a messenger RNA of Eutrema salsugineum, 363 nucleotides long. RefSeq lists its product as uncharacterized. Lineage: Eukaryota; Viridiplantae; Streptophyta; Magnoliopsida; Brassicales; Brassicaceae. The transcript has a single exon. Gene Ontology annotation, molecular function: nucleic acid binding. The record is from RefSeq and is a predicted model, not a curated record. Bases 1 to 363 code for a protein of 120 amino acids. Gene Ontology annotation, biological process: DNA integration.